AUGGGGUCAGCUUACAAUGAUGGCGAGCCGAGUCCCCUUUCGUCGCCGUUAGGUCCCCUCUCAGAGUCAUCCGAAUCCGAGUCCGAAAUACAGAAGCUUUCUUUGCAGACAAGUCAACUCAGAAGCCCCGGGGGAAGUGUGUCGUCGGGCUAUGACGCUCUUUCCAGAUCUCCGUUAUUCGAAAAUGAACAUGGUCCGAAUCCGUCUGGGUUGGAUCGCAUACGCCAGCACCAACCUUCGCGAGUUUUGACUCUUCCAAACCUUUCUACGUCGUCGCUAGCCCCCAUGGCUGUCCACCGCACCGCCCACUCUCCACGCUCUCGCUCCUCUUCUCGAGCCAACACCGGCCACUUUUCUUUGAGCCGAAGCUUCACGGAUUUGGAGGAUCUACACCGGUUCCCGCUGGAGUCGCUACAUUCCUUUUCUUUUGCUCAACAGUCCGAAGAACUCCUUCACAGCCGGCAAAACAUUCUCAAGAGGUCUAUCGAUUUCAUGCGCGACCGGAUGGGAUGGGCCGCAAGCAAUGCUGGGAUCGCUAACGCACAAGCAAACGCCAGUGGAGACGCCGAGAUUCAAGGCAUGAUGGACCUUCUAACCCGGGCAAACAUAUUGGAACCCGCGGAUCACCAUAAUCAAGGCCGAGGACCCAUCACAGGACCCGCGGAGAUCAACGGCGACAACAUCUUUGAAAAAGCCUUUUCAGAUGGCAGUUCGUCUCCGACCAGCACCCGAGAUGCAGCUUUGGACUCCAUGACAUCGGGGUCACAUUUCUCCGACAGCUCACAGUUGUUGAGCCCGGUGCCCAGCGACCGUAUCUCCAACCAGAGAAGGGACCUGGUCUCUGCACCCUCGUCCAGGCGCGUAAGCUUAAAACGUACAUACACGGACCUGAGCUCUGCUUCUUUAAAGAGCAAGCUGAUGGAGACUUUAGCACAACCUUACACCUCUUCCGCGGACCCUUUCACCUCGCUCAACUCCUCGACUGCCGGACUCGGAUUCCAGGUCCCGGCCCUCCACGCCCAUAGCAGCAAAUGGACACCAGCAUCCCAGGCCGUAUUUAGAACAGAAGCCCGGGCCCCAUGGACCAUUCUGGCCGCCAAUGACCUGUCAUGUCUCGUCUUUGGUGUUCUACAAUCUGAAGUCCGCCGUCUUAGCAUCUUGGAAGUUGUACAGAAAGAGCACCGAGAUUGGCUCGAGGCCAAGCUUCGAGAUCCUAGCACCGAUGCUGCAGCCCGCAUGCCGCUUCAGGCCGAAAGGGCUAAUAUCUCCGCUGUUAACCCCAAGUUCCGCGGUCUCGGGAACGGAGUGACAGCACAGCUCCUUAGCAAACCAUCCUCGCGAGAAAAGUCACGCAGGGCGCAGACUGAUGAUGGUUAUGGUUCAAGUACACGAAACACGCGGAACAACAACCAUGCAGCUAAUAAAUCACGCGGAGUCUUGCUGUGCGGUGAUGUGGUCCCGAUCGUGAAGCGCGACGGGGCCCGCGGAUCCGCCAGUGUCUGGGUAAUGGAGAAACGUGGUGGCCUCAUCUGGGUGCUGGAAGAGAUUACAGAAAAUGUUGCCUCCAUCCAGUGCGAUGAUUCAUGGAACGUUGUGGGUGCCAAGGGUGACUCCGAGAAGAUUUGGGGCCCAUCUGUCGUGCAAAAAGGCCAGUCAAUCACUGAACUUCUCCCGUGUUUGCCAUCUGAAUCCCUUGAGACGUCCCUCGACAAGGGAUUGGCCAAAAUUGUGGAGUUGAAGCAUUUUGCCGCCCGCACCGCGGCCGGCGUUUGUAUCCCUGUCACCAUCAGCAAGGGAGAAGGGGAUUGCACUCUUCAAGUCUCUAGCUUCCCUCAUGUUGCAGGCAUGAUGGUGCUGUCCUCCUCGUCAUUGAAUGUGAUUAGCUCGAACUCUGUUUUUUCUUCGGCCCUCUUUGGCCAGGAAAGACCAGAAGGGCUUCACAUCACUGACCUUGUACCCGACUUCGAUGAGAUCCUCGACGUCCUGACCGAGGAGGAUAACGUGCCCUUGGUUGAUGGCAUUGUCAUACCCGAACAUAGUUUCCGACGGGCACGAACUCUGUCCAUCCUUCGCGAUGGCAAGGCAAAUGCUGCCUCUGUCUUUACAGAGCCAAGUGGCCUGCUUGCCAAACACCGGGAUGGCUCAACCAUUGUCGUGGAUAUUCAAUUGCGAGUGGUCAAGAGCGGCACCUUCUUUUCUAAAGAUAAGGUAGAGAAAAGCAACGAUCGGAGCAGUGAUUCUGACGAGAGUGAUGACACAAUCGCUGUCACUGAAUUAGUCUAUGCUCUGUGGAUCACCUACUCAAGGCAAAUUCACGCUGCUGGGCCCGCUACCAGUGUCUCAACAUCGCCUGCGCCAAACUCCAAGCCAGUAUCGCCUAGGCAGGACCCUAUCGCUGAUCGCCCGUCAGACCCCAGCAUUGAGACCCAAAUUGCUGAACCCCUCAAGCCUUCUGUGGAGAUCAAAGCUCCGACUUCAACACUCAGCCAACAACUCAGCGAGGCUGCUUCUGAGCCUCUGACAGACCGUCCCGUGCAACCCAUCCCGCCAGUUUCAACUGUCAAUGCAAAUGCGGACCCCCCACUAAAACGAACAAUCAAUGACUACGUGAUUCUCGAAGAAAUGGGACAAGGGGCCUAUGGACAGGUUAAAUUGGCACGUCUGAAGAGAUUGCCUAGUACGAAGAUGGUAUUGAAGUAUGUUACGAAGAAGCGUAUUCUCGUUGACACGUGGACUCGUGAUCGGCGGCUGGGCACUGUGCCACUGGAGAUUCAUGUCCUAGACUUCCUUCGACGAGAUGGCCUCAAGCAUCCGAACAUUGUGGCAAUGGAAGGCUUCUUUGAAGAUGAUAUCAACUAUUACAUCGAGAUGACUCCUCAUGGGCUCCCAGGAAUGGAUCUGUUCGAUUACAUUGAGCUGAAAGCUACAAUGGAUGAAGCCGAGUGCCGCAACAUCUUCAAACAGGUUGCGAGCGCCGUUAAUCAUCUUCACACCAAAGCGCUGGUGGUACAUCGUGACAUCAAGGAUGAGAACGUGGUUCUCGAUGGAGAGGGGCGGAUCAAGCUGAUCGACUUUGGCAGCGCGGCUUACAUCAAGAAUGGGCCGUUUGACGUCUUUGUGGGCACGAUCGAUUACGCCGCUCCAGAGGUCUUACAAGGCAGGUCUUAUCGAGGCAAGGAACAGGACAUCUGGGCUCUGGGUAUCCUUCUUUACACCGUCGUCUACAAGGAGAACCCGUUCUACAGCGUCGACGAGAUCCUUGACCACCCCCUCCGCAUCCCCUUCCUUCCGUUCUCGGAAGAUUGCAUUGACCUCAUCCGCACGAUGCUCGACCGCGACGUCGACAACCGAAUUACCAUCACCGAGGUGAUUGGACACCCAUGGAUGGUGGAGGAUGAAAAAUGA
Messenger RNA from Penicillium bovifimosum, 3405 nucleotides. RefSeq names its product serine/threonine-protein kinase. NCBI's taxonomy places the organism in Eukaryota, Fungi, Ascomycota, Eurotiomycetes, Eurotiales, Aspergillaceae. Gene Ontology annotation, molecular function: protein serine/threonine kinase activity; ATP binding. Bases 1 to 3405 code for a protein of 1134 amino acids. The transcript is spliced from 4 exons. The record is from RefSeq and is a predicted model, not a curated record. Gene Ontology annotation, biological process: protein phosphorylation; intracellular signal transduction; negative regulation of glycogen biosynthetic process. Gene Ontology annotation, cellular component: nucleus; cytoplasm; cytosol.